AUGUUAUCUAACGUGUCUUCUCUUGCAGCAGGGCUCCGAGAGGCCACCGUGUAUUGGGAUGCGGCCCAGAAGAGCGUGGUGUUGAGGGAGGGGGUGAUGGAGGCUGAUGGGGGAGCUUACGGUUUCUUCAAUGACUCUCUGCUCCUGACGGGAUGGGGCGUCCUGGAGAUUUGUGCUGGGUGUGGGACACAGGCAAAGUCAGAAGAUGAGACCACCCUGUUUUUGGCAGGGUACCUGGAAGGAUUCCUCACAGCUGAGCAGAUGUCCAGCCACUUCUCCAACAUGUUUCCACAGAUCGUCAGAGAUGAAAAUGUGUUAAACUCCAUCAAACGCUUUCUAAACACCUUGUUCUACAGUAAGCAGGAGCUGUGGGCCCGGGAGCAGGUGAAGCAGAGGCGACACUCGGACCCUCUGUGGCACCAUAUGGGACUGGUCCUGGCUCAGCUGGACGGCCUCCAGGCUGGAGCUGCACACUGGGCCAAGAGUAAACAGAGAGAGCCGCUGUCCGUGCUCUCGGUCCAGCUCCUGAACAGCAUCGGGGACCUGCUGGAUCUGGUCCCAGCCUUCACCCCACGCUCCAACUCCUCCUCGGGGCCAGCGGAGUUUAGGACCACAGGGAUGGGCCACUGCACUGCUCUGAUAAAGGUUCUUCCAGGCUUUGAGAACGUUCUCGUGGGUCACUCCAGCUGGUACACUUACGCCGCCACCAUGAGAAUCCACAAACACUGGGACUUCAAGCUUUCCGACCCCUACUACGCCGCAGGGAAGAUGUCCUUUAGCAGCUACCCAGGUCUGCUCUCCUCCCUGGACGACUUCUACCUGUUGGGCAGUGGGCUCCUGAUGACCCAGACCUCCAUCUCAGUCUUUAACUCGUCUCUAUUCUCGUCGCUGCGGCCGCACAGCCUGCUGGCCUGGCACCGCGUCCGCCUCGCCAACGCCCUGGCCCGCACCGGCCCGCAGUGGGCACAGGUCUUCUCCAAGUUCAACUCAGGUACGUACAACAGUCAGUACAUGGUCCUGGACCUCGGCAGAGUCACUCUCCGCCACAGCAUCAGAGAAGGAGCCCUGACCGUGGUGGAACAGAUCCCGGGGAAAGUCAUGCACUCGGAGCAGACUCAGGCUUUGCGCAGAGGUUAUUGGCCGUCGUACAACAUACCGUUCCAUGCAGAGAUCUACAACCUGAGCGGCUUCGUAGUCAUGUGGCGGAGAUUCGGUGAAGACUUUUCCUACGAUCUUUCGCCUCGCGCCAAAAUCCUGCGCAGGGACCAGGCCAGAGUCCACAACCUGGACUCGCUCAAGCAGCUCAUGAGAUACAACAAUUACAAAAGGGAUCCGUACACGAGAGGACAUCCGUGUAAAAGCAUCUGUUGCCGUAACGACCUGAGGCAGAGGAGGCCACGCCCCGGAGGCUGCUACGACACAAAGGUGACGGACUUCCAGAUGGCGCUCCAGCUGGCGGUGGAGGCGGUGAACGGGCCCACCACACAGGGGGGUCUGCCGCCGUUCUCGUGGCGAUCCUUCAAUCUCACCGCUCACCACGGACUCCCGCAGAUUUAUAACUUCAGUUUUGUGAGAUUGAAGCCUUCUCUGUCACGGCCGUAG
Knipowitschia caucasica is the source of this 1602-nucleotide messenger RNA. NCBI's taxonomy places the organism in Eukaryota, Metazoa, Chordata, Actinopteri, Gobiiformes, Gobiidae. The record is from the annotation of a GenBank genome assembly.